CGCGGGCCGGAGGGGCCGGGAGGGAGGGGGCCGCGGGCCGGGGAAGUGAGUUGGUGCGCGCGGGGGUGCGCGCGUGCGAGUGUGUGUGCGCGUGUGCACGCGCGUGUGCAGGGCCGGGGGCGGGCUCCGGCCCCGCCGCCUCCUCCCGCCCGCGCCCCGCGCUCCGCCGCCAACUCGGGGCCCCGGCGCGGCGGGCGGCGGGCAGCAUGCUCAGCCUCCUCGUCUGGAUCCUCACUCUCUCCGACACUUUCUCCCAAGGGACCCAGACCCGCUUCAGCCAGGAGCCGGCCGACCAGACCGUGGUGGCAGGACAGCGGGCCGUGCUCCCCUGCGUGCUGCUCAACUACUCGGGCAUCGUGCAAUGGACCAAGGACGGGCUGGCGCUGGGCAUGGGCCAGGGCCUCAAAGCCUGGCCACGGUACCGGGUCAUGGGCUCUGCAGACGCUGGGCAGUACAACCUGGAGAUCACGGACGCCGAGCUGUCUGACGACGCCUCCUACGAGUGCCAGGCCACGGAGGCCGCCCUGCGCUCGCGACGGGCCAAGCUCACCGUGCUCAUCCCCCCAGAGGACACCAGGAUCGACGGCGGCCCCGUGAUCCUGCUGCAAGCGGGCACGCCACACAACCUCACGUGCCGAGCCUUCAACGCCAAGCCCGCCGCCACCAUCAUCUGGUUCCGGGACGGGACUCAGCAGGAGGGCGCGGUGGCCAGCACGGAGCUGCUGAAGGAUGGGAAGAGGGAGACCACCAUCAGCCAGCUGCUCAUUAACCCCACAGACCUGGACAUCGGGCGUGUGUUCACCUGCCGCAGCGUGAACGAGGCCGUCCCGAGCGGCAAGGAGACUUCCAUCGAGCUGGAUGUGCACCACCCUCCCACGGUGACCCUGUCCAUUGAGCCACAGACGGUACAGGAGGGUGAGCGCGUCAUCUUCACGUGCCAGGCCACAGCCAACCCCGAGAUCCUGGGCUACAGGUGGGCCAAGGGGGGCUUCUUGAUUGAAGAUGCGCACGAGAGUCGCUAUCAGACGAACGUCGACUACUCCUUCUUCACGGAGCCUGUGUCCUGUGAGGUUCACAAUAAAGUGGGAAGCACCAACGUCAGCACCUUAGUAAACGUCCACUUUGCCCCCCGGAUCGUGGUUGACCCCAAGCCCACGACCACAGAUAUUGGCUCUGAUGUGACCCUCACCUGUGUCUGGGUGGGGAAUCCGCCCCUCACCCUCACCUGGACCAAAAAGGAUUCAAACAUGGUCCUGAGUAACAGCAACCAGCUGCUGUUGAAGUCAGUGACCCAGGCCGAUGCCGGCACCUACACCUGCCGGGCCAUCGUGCCUCGGAUCGGAGUGGCCGAGAGGGAGGUGCCCCUCUACGUGAACGGGCCCCCCAUUAUCUCCAGCGAGGCGGUGCAGUAUGCCGUCAGGGGUGACGGUGGCAAAGUGGAGUGUUUCAUCGGGAGUACGCCACCCCCCGACCGCAUUGCCUGGGCGUGGAAGGAGAACUUCCUGGAGGUGGGGACGCUGGAGCGAUACACGGUGGAGAGGACCAACUCGGGCAGCGGGGUGCUGUCCACACUCACCAUCAACAACGUCAUGGAGGCCGACUUUCAGACACACUACAACUGCACGGCCUGGAACAGCUUCGGGCCGGGCACGGCCAUCAUCCAGCUGGAGGAGCGAGAGGUGCUGCCCGUGGGCAUCAUCGCCGGGGCCACCAUCGGAGCGGGCAUCCUGCUGACCUUCUCCUUCAUCGCCUUGGCGUUCUUCCUCUAUCGCCGCCGCAAAGGCAGUCGCAAGGACGUGACCCUGAGGAAGCUGGACAUCAAGGUGGAGACGGUGAACCGCGAGCCACUCACGAUGCAUUCCGACCGGGAGGACGAUACCGCCAGCGUGUCCACUGCGACUCGGGUCAUGAAGGCCAUCUAUUCGUCCUUCAAGGACGACGUGGACCUGAAGCAGGACCUGCGCUGCGACACCAUGGACACGCGGGAGGAGUACGAGAUGAAGGACCCCACCAACGGCUACUACAACGUGCGCGCCCACGAGGACCGGCCGGCGUCGCGGGCCGUGCUCUACGCCGACUACCGCGCCCCCGGGCCCGCGCGCUUCGACGGGCGCCCGGCCUCGCGCCUCUCGCACUCGAGCGGCUACGCGCAGCUCAGCUCCUACGGCCGCGCCCCCGCGUCCGACUUCGGCCCCGAGCCCGCGGCCCCCGGGCCCGCCGCCCCCGCCGGCGCCGACUCGGCCGGCCCGCUGUCCUUCGAGAACUACGACAAGUUCAACCCCCACCCCUUCCCCGCGGCGGCCGGCUACCCCACCUACCGACUGGGCUACCCGCAGGCGCCGCCGUCGGGCCUGGAGCGGACCGCGUACGAGCCUUACGACCCCAUCGGCAAGUACGCCACGGCCACGCGCUUCUCCUACACGUCCCAGCACGCGGACUACGGCCAGCGGUUCCAGCAGCGCAUGCAGACUCACGUGUAGGCCCGGAGCGCCACCGAGCGGGGGCGCCUCUGCGGGGCAGAGGACGAGGCUCUCCCGGCCGUUCCCUGAUAUUCAGGGGCGUUGCGCGGCGCCGCGGGGGCUGCGGGGCCCGGACCGGCCUGCCGCCGCCCGGGGCAGGUGGGGAGCAGGUCUCCCGGAAACACCCCCUCCCGAGGAUGGUGCUCUGUGCAUGCCCCAGCCUCCUGGGCCUGCCCUUCCCUCUUCUUCGGGAGGACGUGUGUCUUCUGACGCGCUCUCGCCUGACCCCGGCACGGGGUGGGCCAGGGAAGCGAAGGUUGUGGAGAGCCGAGGGGGGCACUUUUUAGCAUUCCCAUUCUGUCCCCACCCCACCCCCCCUCUCUCGGCCCCCCCCUGAGUGGACAGGGCCGUGUGAGGAUGAGCAGGCCUGGGCCGAGGGGACACGCGGCGUGGGGUGGGGUGGCUCUGGCCCAGACGGGUGGGAACGGGACAGCCUGGCCGGCCCCUCUGCUCUCUGCACUCGUACCCUGGCAGCGUCCCUCCUUCCGGGGGACUGCGGAAGGCUUUGGUGGGUUUCUUGCGGCUGUGCACACCACAGCCCUGGCGCCGAGUUCAGACCCAGCCCUCAUUCGGCUGAGCCGAACGCAAGUGCCAGCCUUCCGGCUGCUCCCCGUGGACACCUGUGUGUCAGCCUUCGCAGGACCCACGUUUUCUCCAGUAGCGCCCUCCUCCUUGCCCCUCCGUGCAGGGCCAGCCAGAGAGGUCAGGGUCGUGGUGGAGACAAGAAAGGUGGGGACCCGUGUCCUGUUUGACCAGCAAGAAGGCUAUGUGCUACAGAGCAGUUUCCAGAGUCCCCUCCAGAGGGGCCCCUUCCCUCCCCAGCGGGCCCUGCGUCCUGGCUUGAACUCUUGAGCCUGGUGCCAUGAGGGUGGGAUGCUAUAGGCUGUUUUUCAAAGACGACAACAACGACGACGACAGAAACAAUAAAAACCUCAUGUGGGGAGGAAAAAAUAAAAGCUGUAGGGAUUCCCCCACCCCAAGUCCCAAUGGGAAGGAAAGGGGGCACCCGCUCACCAGAUUCCUAA
This is a messenger RNA of Panthera uncia (snow leopard), 3544 nucleotides long. It is a transcript of the gene KIRREL1, whose product is annotated as kirre like nephrin family adhesion molecule 1. Gene Ontology annotation, biological process: cell-cell adhesion. Gene Ontology annotation, molecular function: cell adhesion molecule binding. The record is from RefSeq and is a predicted model, not a curated record. Bases 207 to 2480 code for a protein of 757 amino acids. Lineage: Eukaryota; Metazoa; Chordata; Mammalia; Carnivora; Felidae. Gene Ontology annotation, cellular component: cell-cell junction. The transcript is spliced from 15 exons.